Anopheles funestus (African malaria mosquito) is the source of this 1530-nucleotide messenger RNA. RefSeq lists its product as uncharacterized. The record is from RefSeq and is a predicted model, not a curated record. The transcript is spliced from 4 exons. The coding region runs from base 461 to 1477 and encodes 338 amino acids. NCBI's taxonomy places the organism in Eukaryota, Metazoa, Arthropoda, Insecta, Diptera, Culicidae.
GUCAACUAGAAACAAUUCGGAAUCCCUUUAUCAAGAACGGCCGCAGUUCAGCUGAACGAUAAAGUUAAAUGGUGUAAGAAAAACCUUAAUUAGUGAAGGGAUUCAUUGCAAUUCAUAUCAAUAGUAAAGAAGUCUUUAGUUCCACUCGGAGGUGUACGGUUUCUCAGUUACUAUCUUGUAAAAUUUUCGACACAAACACAACAGCUCCAGUUUGAUUGAUAAAUCAUUCUAUAUUACACCGCUUUCACCGCACUACAUUGAAUCAAAAUAAUCCGGAAAAAGGUAAAGCUUCAAUUCGGAAGCCAUCGAUUAGUAUCGGUACGGAAAUUGAUAGGUGAAGGACUUUCAGACUUUAAGACUGUUAAGUUAGCUUGAAAGCAACGAUACCGCUGUUGAUAUAGGACAGAACGUUCCGAUUGCCGACACUGUGCCUGAAGUCGUUAACAAUUGGGUGUAAAAGAUGCAUCCCCAAGAGGAAGCCAUGGAUGUUGAUGAAGUCCCAGAAAAUAUGAACUCAAAUUUUAAUGCGAUCAGAAAACGGACCCGCAACGGUAGCAGAAUUCGUAAUCUAAAUGUUUCUCUUGCAAAACGGGAGCAUAAAAAUGUAAGUCGACACAUGCGAACUAACGAAGCAACCUGUACGGUGUGGUUAUUCCUAAAGCUACUACUGAUUGUUGCUUGUGUAGGUGUUUUAAUUGUGUACGUAAACAAUAGCGACAAGUUGGGUCAACAUUUAAAAAACAAUUACUAUAUGGCUUACGAGCAAUUGUCUCAACUAUCGAACGAUCUAUGUACGAAACGUCAAGCUAACUUUACACCCAUACUGGAAUUAAUCGAUGGUAAUAUUAUAGGCCAACAGCAUUUGCACGGUGAGCUGGAUGAAUGGUUUCGAACCGUUGGAAACUCUUCAUUUAGCUGCGCAUUAUUCGUAGGAGCAACGGGUGUGGGUAAAAGUUUUACUGCCAACAUCAUUGCGAAACAUUAUCCAUAUCCGAUGAACGUUUUACACGUGUCGGGUAAAGAGUUCAGCGAUGAGAAAAGGCGACAUGCAGCAUUUAAGAUGGCCGUUUUCAAAAUCCUUCAAGAAGCGCUGUCGCAAGGCAAAUGUACGUACUAUAUGCUUGUGUUGGAUUAUUUAAGCCACGACGAUAUGCCAUUCGUGAGGAAAAUAAGCGACCGGUUACGAGUGUUGAGUAAUUCCCAUCAUUUAAUGCUGCAAGCACUGUUCGUAUUUCGAGGGACUGCGCGUAAUUUAGACAAGGAUACCAUCCAACAAACAAUACCUGAGGCACGAUUCAUAAAAUUUGCCCGCCUUGGUAGAAACGAGUUAGAAUAUUGUAUUCGGCGCGAAGCGUUAAAGAUUGGCAUUGAUUUGAGGGAUAGAGAUUACAUCGUGGAGCUGGUGGCAAAUCAAAUUAACGAGACGAGACACGGCUGCAAACCGGUUCGUGCAAAAUUGAGUUUGUAUUCCGUUUAAUAACAAAGAAAAAAAAACAUUCCAGGGACAGUUAGUAUAAUGUAGACAAUAAA